Molecule: messenger RNA, 3701 nt
Organism: Chara braunii
Lineage: Eukaryota; Viridiplantae; Streptophyta; Charophyceae; Charales; Characeae
Source: the annotation of a GenBank genome assembly
GUGGUGUUUUUCAAAACCCACCAGGCGGCCCUUCAUUUUUUUAGGAAGCGCAGCCCCAACCUGGGGCUUGUUCUUUCAUGCGAGACCCGGUUUGCAUCUGUGUACUCCAUGUUGGAGAGGCUCAUGGCCCUGCAGAACACUUUGCAGGACAUGAUGCGAGGGGAUGGCUCGCGAGCUUUUGCCUCCAUCCCGUGGUCUGCCGAUGUUUGUUACAUGGCACAGUGGGUGCGCCGACAGAUCAGAUGGGAUCCUUGGUGGCAGAGGGUGGCCACCAUCGUCCAUAUCAUGGAGCCCGUGAUGCAGAUGCUCCGGCGGAUGGAUCGUGGAGGGCAGUUCAUGUCGCUCAUGGUCGAGUGGGCACAGGAUCUUGUGCAGAGGGUGAAGGAGGCAUGUGCUCCUUUGGGGUCCUCAUACGCAGACCGGAUCAUCAGGCGUGUGCAGGCCCGCAUGCAGCACAUGCUAGAGCCGGCCCACUGCGUUGGGUUCUUACUGAACCCCCGCAGGCGACAUGUUCAUUAUUUUUCCGGCAUGGUGGAGUACCAUGCUUGGCUUGUGAGGCAAGCCAAGAGGUACAUUCUGACGCAGACGGGUUUCGAGUUGGAGGGUGCGGAGUACCUCCUUGUCUGCCUCCAGUUCGAGGACUUCCACAUGCAGCAGGGCAGGUUUGGUGAUUGGGGCGGGUGGAGGGGCGUGCUCGUGGGCGUGCGUGUAGCGGUGAUGCCGAGACGAUCGAGUGCGCGUCUUGGUGGUCUCAGUACGGGGCUGGCACCCCUGAGUUGCAGCGAUGACCUUGCGCUCCCCAUCCCUCGCGAGAUCGACGAGACGCACGAGGAGGCCGAUGACGCCGAGAUGAGGACAUACACCGCACGACGGGCGGUGGACCGGGCGGACAGGGACAUGCUGAGGGGAGACGGGGAUUUUUGGGGCCCUUUCGGGGAGGUGGCUUCCACGGGUCAUGUGCGCGAUGCUAGAGCCGGGGGCUCGCAUGUGGGCUCGAGCCUUGCAGAGGCGGGGAGACCGACUCCUACUCCUACGAGGCGAGAGUCGCCCAUUAGGCCACCUCCUGCGCUGAGUCCUGCACCGCCCACCCCCGUCUCGCCUUUUCAGCCGACCACUACACAGGCGGAGACGGAGGAGUUGGCAUCCUCCUUGCCUCCGCACGGGUUUCUCCAGAGGUCGACGGUGGUUCGACAGUUGAGGUCACGAUCAACUUCCCCGGGGGACGCACUUGAGGAGGGGGAUGUGGCAGCAGCGGCGCAUGAGGCACCAGCAGUCGCGACAGCGGAGGAGGAGGUGCCAACACAGGCGACGGUUGAGGAGGAGGUGCCAGGUUACGCAGCAGUGGAGGGGGGGAUAACAGCAGCAGUGGAGGGGGAGGAGGAGGUAGCGAUAGCGGCGACGGUGGCAGCCGUUCCUAUGGAGCAUGGGACACCGAUGAGCAGCUCGUGCAGCGCUUCAUCAGGGAGGAGGUCGAUCCGGUCGUGGGGGGCAGUGGAUGAGGCUGUGCAGGCAGGACAGGGGCGAGACGAGGGGGCUAGAGACGCACGGCCCGUGGUUCAGGAGACAGCAACGGGUCCAGUCGUUCCAUUCUCGGGCCUGCACUUGGCUGAGGGCCGACGGUCGCAGCCGGUUCAGGUGGCAGUGCAUGAUGUGCCACCGCCCGUUAUCACGGAUUUGGGGUCUGAGCCGGUGGUUGUGCCUCCACGUCCUCGUAGUCACUUUGCUCCGCAGGAGGAGUUGGCGAGAGAUGUUGUGCGCGAUGUUACUCGAUUGGACCGGCGGAUCUUCGACCAGAGGCUCGAGCAUCCACCGUGGCAGGCUAUCCCUUCGGUUCCAUGGGGUUCUUUGUCACCCGUGUGGUCUGGGUCUACCUCCAGCGGAGGACGUACCGUGGGAGAUGUUCCAGGGGUUUCGGGUGCCGUGCAGGAGAGCGCCACAUGCAAUAAGAAGAAGAGGGCAAGCGAACAAGGGAUUAGGGACAAGGACAUAACACAAGCUGAUUCCAAGGAUGCACUAUGCGAUUUGAGAUCUAAAAAUUGGAAGACCUCCAUGAACCCGAAUAAGAAAGGGAACAAUAGAAGUCAGGCUGAAAAGGAACCAGCAGAGAAAUCCGCAAGGAGUGAACUUGGGCAGGAAAUCGCGGUGGUUGAAGCCCAGGCAGAGAAGCUCAAGAUAUUGAACACGGCUUAUGAGCCGAAGUACUUCACGCUCAAACAAAUUGCAGAAGGCAAGGCCCCAGAGGUGUUGGGGCAAGCACAAUUUGCAAGGCUGACACUGAUGGGAACAAAACCUCUACUGGCAGCUCGGUUCAUUGAGGAGAAGAAAGAAUGGCAGAUCGCCACUGAUGUGUCGUUUGCAAUCCCUAGGAUUGAGCAGACACCGGUAGCACCUAGGGGGGCUCCAUCUAUUGGUGGGGAGCUGCACCUGCUGGAAACCGGGUCCAGCGUCCCUUACAUAUACCAGGAUCAGCUCACGUAUUUGACACGAACGGGAGCGAGAAACCGUUUUUUCCAUAAACUUUAUGAGGACAUGAUACAUAGAGAGAGGAAGGCAGAGGCAGCAACCAAAGCCACAAGUAUUGCUACACAAGUGGCCCUCCUCGAGGUUCCGGAGUCUAGUGAAGACCGGUUCAGAGAGAAGCUAGCUGCUGCCGUAGCAGCCUUGGUUCAAUUGCGGACCUUGGAAGAUCUCGAGUCCCGUGUGACAGCUCUAGAGCAGCGGAACCAAGAGCUGCAGGCUGAGAUAGUCAUCUUCAAACAAUCCCAACUGGCUGCCCCCCGUACUCCUAAUCCUCGACCUGCUGCAGUCCUAGUCUCUCACCCUAACACAGUCCUCAUGCAGAGAGCAAGUGGAACUGUGAUGAGCACAGGAACCGGUGCCGGCUCCUCAAGCGGUAGCGCCAACAGUUCUACACUGGUCCCAGUCCCAAACGCAGGAACAUCAGCCCAAAACGCCGCAGUUCUUACUGGCGUACAAUACAGCGGUCCCAUGGUGGACAAGAGGGCGGUCACACUCCUGUCCAAGUACGACGGGAAGGGGGAUAUCACCUCUUGGAUCAGCUCCAUGCGCGCAUACUUCGAGAUAUUGCGAACACCGCAGGAAGACCGAAGCAUGAUCAUGGGCACAACUACGGAACCCGUCGUAUGGAGUUUCAUAGAACUCCAAGCUGUUACUGCAGGUUAUGAGAGGAUUGACCUAACUGAGUGGCUGAAAGUAACUCAUGUACCGUCUAUACGUACUCUUGAGGACCUCCUCAUCGUGCAGUAUCAAGAUAAGCACGCUACGCUCGAGGCAAGGCUAAAGCUUGAGGCCCUCAAAGGCCAAAAGUGGAGGACUUCCAUGCAGGCUUUGGAGCAGCACUUGACUGAUCUGUUCACUACUCCAAACCUGAGUUGGAUUGACGUGUCCUGUAUGGAUGAAGGAAUGGGAGUGGCCCCUGAAGACUAUGUCUCCCAACUAGGACUCAAGGACCAUACGACCUGGCGUGAGCUACUGACGGAUCUAGUCAACCUAGAAGCCAAAGACCUCGCCAGGUGUGCGAAGACACCCGCUGCAGGUAAAACCUUACGACGCAAGUGGUACAGAAGCAACAACCAGCUUGCCCUGCAUGAACAUUGGGAGGUUGAGGAUUAGUCCUAAGCGGAUGAUCUGUCUCUAGAUGACGAUCUGGAGUCGGACUUCGCUAUGGGUUGUUUUACAUC